Phialemonium atrogriseum is the source of this 1788-nucleotide messenger RNA. Its product is annotated as glycoside hydrolase superfamily. Gene Ontology annotation, biological process: glucan catabolic process. Lineage: Eukaryota; Fungi; Ascomycota; Sordariomycetes; Cephalothecales; Cephalothecaceae. Gene Ontology annotation, cellular component: extracellular region; cell surface. Gene Ontology annotation, molecular function: beta-glucosidase activity. The transcript is spliced from 2 exons. The record is from RefSeq and is a predicted model, not a curated record. The coding region runs from base 1 to 1788 and encodes 595 amino acids.
AUGGGAGGGGCCGGGGGAAGUAGCGAGAGGCUAGGUGUAGCGAGGCAUGAUUCCGAGCCUCUGGGGAGAUCCAUGAAGAAAUCCGGGAGGAUAAGGCCCAUUUGGGUUUGGAUCGGGGUUAUCUUGGCGGUGCUUGUUAUCGCAGGCGCCGUUGUUGGGGCUCUUGUCGCCAAGAAUGUCAUUCGCGUUGGCUCUAACUCCAACUCGGGGACUUCGUCCGACUCGGCCUCCGGAUCCUCUGCCACCAACGGAGCCGACCCCGGGUCCUCUUCUGGAUCUAGCUCGGGGUCUGGCGGGGCGGCCGCCACCGCCACCUCCACAAAACCCGGGCCACCGAAACCGACGUCAUGCUCCACAUCGGGCAGCAUUCCCUCAUCGGCCAAGGGGACCAUUACGGACCCAACUUCGUGGUUGGACAUGGCGGACUUCAACUGCACAUUCACCGCCGAAACGGUCGGCGACCUCCCAAUCGUGGGCCUGAACUCUACCUGGGAUGACUCGGCGCGAGCCAACCCGAACGUCCCGGCCCUAAACAAGGGAUGGGGCUCAUACAGCAGCCGGCCGAUACGCGGCGUGAGCAUCGGGGGGUGGCUCUCGCUCGAGCCCUUCAUCACCCCGUCUCUCUUCGACUACGACUUCAGCCUGGGCAUCUCGGACGAGUAUAGCCUGUGCGCGCACCUGGGGCCCAAGGAGGCCGCGGCGACGCUGGAGAAGCACUACUCGACCUUCAUCACGGAGUCCGACUUCAAGCGCAUCGCCGACGCGGGCCUGGACCACGUCCGCAUCCCCUUCUCGUACUGGGCCGUGCGCGCGUACGAGGGCGACCCGUACGUUCCCGGCGUGUCGUGGCGCUACCUCCUGCGUGCCAUCGAGUGGGCGCGCCGGUACGGCCUGCGGGUCAAGCUCGACCUCCACGGCCUCCCCGGCAGCCAGAACGGGUGGAACCACAGCGGGCGGCAGGGGACGGUCGGGUGGCUGCUGGGGCCGGACGGGAAGCUCAACGGGCAGCGGUCGCUGGACAUCCACGACCAGCUGUCGAAGUUCUUCGCGCAGGACCGGUACAAGAACGUGGUGGCCUUCUACGGGCUCGGCAACGAGCCGGCGCAGUCGAUCCCGCAGGCCGACCUCAUCGCAUGGACGACCAAGGCGUACGAGCUGGUGCGCGGCAACGGCGUCGAGGCGAUCCAGGUGUUCAGCGAGGCGCUCCGGGGCCUGGACGCGUGGUCCGGCAAGCUGACGGGCUACGGCGACAAGCUGGCCAUCGACAUGCACGAGUACACCAUCUUCGACAACAACCUCAUCCAGCUCAAGCACGCGGCCCGGGUGUCGUUUGCGUGCGACACCUUCACGGCCCAGAUCGCCGCCAGCAUCAACACAGGCUUCGGCCCCACCAUGGUCGGCGAGUGGUCGCAGGCCGACACGGACUGCACGCGGUACCUCAACGGCGUCGGCAACGGCGCGCGGUGGAACGGGUCCUUCUCCGGCACCAUCGGGUCGCCCAAGUGCCCGACCCUCGACAAGCGGUGCGACUGCUCAGCGGCCAACGCCGACCCGUCCAAGUUCGACGACGGCUACAAGGUCUUCCUGCAGACGUGGGCCGAGGCCCAGAUGGACGCCUUCGAGGCCGGCUGGGGCUGGUUCUACUGGACGUGGAGGACCGAGUCGGCGCCCCUGUGGAGCUACGAGGCCGGCCUGGACGGCAAGUUCAUGCCCUCCACUGCGUACAAGCGCGACUGGGGCUGCUCCAAGUCGGUGCCGAGCUUUGGGGACUUGCCCGAGUAUUACUAA